GGCUUAGCACUUCGGUGACUGGCACUCAUUUCUCUGACAAAAAAGUAAUUUCUAAUACGUAUACAGCAUAUAAAACAGGAUUGUCUCAGGAUUAUUCCAAAGUUUACCUUGCCUAUCAGUGACAAAAGGGAGAGUUGUUCACUGCACCGUCUGCAACGGCGGUAUCUCCAUAAUUGGCCCACUGGGAAACAUUUUGAAAACAUAUACAGUGGAAGAUACCAAACGUUUGCACAUAUCCACUGUCCCUCAACCUGGAUCCAGCCACCACCCAUCCACUCUCCAUCCACUGCUUCAUACAACAAUGAGCGUGCCUCCACGCCAAGGCGAACAGAUUUGGAGCUGAAGGUGUGUUGCCGUGCCAGUGAACAGCCAUUUGGAAGGAAGACUAGAAGAAACCUCUCCAGCUGAAGAUACCAUCUGAGCGACUGCUAGUGAGUGUGGAGAGCAUUUGAAGAGACAGUGCAGCAGGCAUCGUCGAGCUAAAGCAUCUGCCUGGCUGCGCAGCACCCCCACCAUGAGUGAGAGUCGAAGGGAAGCAUUGGCGGCGGCCCCCGUGCCCACCGCCACCUCUGCGGCCGGCGGCAACACCACCGAACUAGCUGGCCCGGGCACCGGCGAGAAGGACGAGGCCUUUUCCAAGCUGAAAGACAAGUUCAUGAACGAGCUGAACAAAAUUCCAUUACCAUCAUGGGCCAUUGUCUCUAUUGCCUUUGUGGCCAUCAUCCUGGUGUUAGCGUGCUGCUUCUGCAUCUGCAAAAAAUGGAUAUUCAAGAAGAAAAACAAAAAGAAGGGCAAAGACAAGGGCAAAAAUGCCAUCAACAUGAAGGAUGUCAAAGAUGGAGCCAAAACCGAGGCCUUGAAGGAUGAGGAUGAUGCGGAGACAGGGCUGACCGAUACGGAGAAAGAGGCCGAGCCCAAGGAGGACGAGAAACUGGGCAAAUUACAAUACUCCCUGGAUUACAAUUUCACAGAGAAUACGCUCAUAGUGGGGAUUAUCCAGGCUGCAGAGCUGCCCGCUAUGGACAUGGGUGGCACGUCUGACCCCUAUGUAAAGGUCUACCUGUUACCAGACAAGAAGAAGAAGUUUGAGACCAAGGUCCAUAGGAAGACCCUCAACCCCACCUUCAACGAGCAGUUCACCUUCAAGGUGCCCUACGUUGAGCUAGGAGGCAAGACACUGGUGAUGACGGUGUACGAUUUUGACCGCUUCUCCAAACAUGACGCCAUUGGCGACAUCAAGGUGCCCAUGAAUAAGGUGGACUUCAGCCACAUAACAGAGGAGUGGCGGGAUCUGCAGAGCGCCGAAAAGGAGGAGCAAGAGAAGCUGGGUGAUAUCUGCUUCUCACUGCGAUACGUGCCCACUGCCGGCAAGCUGACCGUGGUCAUCCUAGAGGCCAAGAACCUGAAGAAAAUGGAUGUGGGAGGCUUGUCAGAUCCAUAUGUGAAGAUCCACCUGAUGCAAAACGGCAAGAGGCUGAAGAAGAAGAAGACGACAAUCAAGAAAAACACCCUCAACCCUUACUACAACGAGUCCUUCAGCUUUGAAGUACCAUUUGAACAAAUCCAGAAAGUUCAAAUUGUUGUAACUGUUCUGGACUAUGACAAGAUCGGCAAGAACGAUGCCAUCGGCAAGGUCUUUGUGGGCCUCAACAGCUCGGGGACGGAGCUGCGCCACUGGUCCGACAUGCUGGCCAACCCCAGGAGACCCAUCGCCCAGUGGCACGUGCUGAAGCCCGAGGAGGAGGUGGACGCUCAGCUCUCCACCAAGAAAUAGGCGGGGCCCUUUCAGCGCCCGCCUCGUAGUGCUCUUUAGCCAGUAUGUGUAAAUACCUCAGUGAUAUAUGGAUCCAUCCAUCGUCCGCCUCCCCGCCCCGCCCAAAAAGAGUCUUUCCCAGAUUUCCCCCGCCUCACUUCCCACUGCGUGUCUUAUUGCCCCCUCUUUUCUAAAUGUUCAAACUUGCGACACUCCAUCCCUCAGCUUUUCAAACCUCCGUUUCUCUGUCCGGUUCUCUUCGUCCUUCCUCUGCCUUUCUUUUUCUCCGAGAUUCAUUCAUGUGUUUUCCAUCUCCACGCCCUUAUAUCCCCCCUUAACCAAAUGCCCCCUUCUUUUAAGCAAUAUGAUCUGUAUAGAUAGCGCAUGACUGAAAGAAUUUAUUGUACCACAGUUGUAUAUAUCAGUAUGCAGACAAAAAUGAUUUCUAGUUUGUGUUUGUAUGUUGUUACCCGUUUCCUAAUCUGUGUAUAUCUUGAUGUUUUUAAUAAGAUGUUCUAUUUUAAAUUAUGUAAAUGCAGAUAUAGAGGAAAGCCAAUAUUAUAUAUCCCAGGAUUUAAAAAUUUUACCUUAUUGCAUUCCAGAAAAAAAAUGGAAUUCCAACCUGCAAGAUGCUAGUGGAAAUACGUUCACACUGUAAAGGACGAUGUCUGGCUUUAAGUUUGGCAAAGGCUCAUCACAGAAAAGAUAACAGAAGAAUAUACACAUACAACUCAAAAAUAUAAGGCCAUUAACUACUAUGGUUCUGUGGGAAAAAAAAUUAUGCUGCUGGAAAUUAUACAAGCACAUGAUUUCUUAUAACUUUUUAUACUUAUUUCUCAGUCGGAGGACCUAUACGUUUAGCUUGAUGCACACUUUAUCAGAAGUAAUAUUCAAUUUCAUUUCUCCAUAUUUGGCAAGGCCCAUUUCUUCUAAGUGCAGUAGGUCCUCACGUUUAAAGGCCAUCUUUUACUUCAACUGCCUUGGCUUUUUUCCCCUCUAAAAACAGAAGAAAUGGUCUCCUCAUCCCCAAAAGACUCUUCUCUCCACCCUACAGACCCCAGGGACGGGGGGAAAAAAAAAAGCACCAAGCUGUAGCCAUUGUGUCCUUAAGCUUGUUUAACAAUAUUUUGUUACCUGCUUACUUUCAAUAGCCUUGUUGUCGUUGGAAAAUAUAUAUUGCGUUCAGGCUGGGGUCCAAGUCUCCGAGAGGGAGCGAAAGAGUCGCGACUCUAGUUUUAAGAUGACUAUUUUUUAGAGCAAUUCAACGUCUGACUAUUUUUCGUAAACUGCAUGAUUUUUUUUACAAUAUUUACUAAAGGCUGGGAUGGGGGGGAUGUACUGAUACCAGGGGCUGUCUCUUCUGAUAGGAUCCCCUUGCCUUCAAUCAGAGGAGCGAAAAAAAAAAAAUCUAGAGUAAUGUUUAAACUUUUGGAGCAACCAUAUGGGUCGAUAUAUGAUUAUAUUGACGGAGGUGAAGCGAGUUUUGAAACACUGCCAUUUCAGGGAGGUGACUUGUGUAUAAAAAGCCUCUCUUCAUGCACACUCCCACUUGCUAGUGGUUGUAGCUUUGGUUUAUUGGGAACAAUGUCUUUGGCUGCAAAUGGUGCCCUGAACAGCAGUCUUUGCUUUGCGUUGCCUUCUCACAGUGACAAUAGAGCUAGCCAUGUUUUACUGCCAAUUUUACCUUUUAUGUGGCUGCUGUUUUUGCACUGGAUGUCUUUGAACUGACAAUGGCUUGUUGACUUCUUUACACCAUUUGGACUAUAUUGGCUGGCUUACUUGAGGACACUCUGCAGGGGUAGCCAUCUACCUGGGAGACCUAAAAAAAAAAAAAAAAAAAAAGUCCUUGAUCGGCUGAACUUUUUCGAACCAACAAUCAAAUAAAAUCGUCUUUCAGCCAACAGCAGUUACAUCCGUUUUGUUUUAUUGUUGGCACAGGACAACAUCAAGAGAACGCGAAACAACCGUACAAGUUAAUGGUCUGCCUAGGCGAUUAUAGUAGUCCAUCAUGUCCUUUACUACGGGUCCAAUUUAAAAAAAAAAAAGGAAUAAGUUUUGAUCCAUGAAAACCAUGAAGUCUCUUACCUUGGAGGAACCUCUUGCAUAUACUCAAUGCUAGCUUCAGGAGGAGUUUCUAAAUGUUUUCAAUGUUAUUGUGUAGUUGAUAGCACUAUUAUGAAAAAGCUACUUGUCAUUCCAUAGGAGUCUCUGAAGACUGCUUUGUGUAUCACUGUGACUGCCGUGUGUGCUUAGAGAUGUAGACUUAUCAGUAGGUAGCGAACCAGUUUGUUCUGUAGUGAUGUUGUAGCGUUUAAUGCCAUCCCCCCUCCCCCCUUCUACAUGCAGAGAGAGUGCAUAGCAUCAUCAGCCCCAGCACUCUGCCCCGCCUUGUGGGGCUGAUCAACGGGGCCAUGCACGCCAAAAAAAAAGAGGUGGGAUGUUUUUACCCCCCCCUCCCCAAGCGAGAGCGGGUGGCUUCACACAGCAUUUUGUUGAGCACUGUGCAAUACUUUGUAUGUUCAUCCCAUAGUGUUACGUGGGUGGCGUUUGCCCGAGAAAAAGAUUCUAAACCCUAAAGACGACGAUGAUUUUUUGCGGUCGACAGAGAUGUAUAUCCUUUCCAGUUGGGACGGUCAGGACACAGCACACGUAGACUCUGCCUAGGUUACAGCUCGACACCUCUUGACCUCUGUUUAGGGUUCCCUCCCUUUUUUCCGGUUCAUUUUUCCUCUUGCACACAGUUCCAGCAUCAGAGGUUUCAGGGAGUAUUAGGAAAAUACCAAACUAGAUUCUUCAUUCAAAUCUCACCUUCCCCCCUUCAAAAUGCCAUGUAUAUAUUUACAUAAUCGUGUCAAAAAUGUAUAUCUAGAAUAAAUAUUAAGUGACAUGAAUAUAAUUAGUCACAAAUGUCAUUCUAUCUAUUAACCAUAUACUAUAUCUCAUGAUACUCCUAUAAUUUUCAAACUUUUUCUUUUUUUCCAUUUGUUUACUGCCCUAUUGAAUACCCUUUUAUAUUUGAGAUGAAAACUCUGAAUGUACAGUAUGAACUGUGGUGGUGUAGAUUACUUUUACCGUGAGAUUAGGUGUACUUUGCACUUUUUGUUGUAAAAAAAAAAAAGAGAAAAAUAUUACAGUCGAUUUAUUUAUUUAUUUUCUAUUAUUCUGAAUUCUUUCAUAACUCUAUUGGGUGGAGUUCCCCUCCCCUGUCCAAUAGUGUUCCAAAAUCACUGACUAUAUUUUAAUCACAGCUGUCCUCUUGAUCCAGGGGAUUGUUUUAUUUGACAUAUUUUACAUAUGUAGAUUCAUGAAUUCCAGCACAGCUUCAGAUUAAAAAAGAAUAAAUGAAAAGGAUUAAAGUACAAUGUAUAGGCUCUGUAAAAA
Molecule: messenger RNA, 5134 nt
Organism: Myripristis murdjan (pinecone soldierfish)
Lineage: Eukaryota; Metazoa; Chordata; Actinopteri; Holocentriformes; Holocentridae
Gene: syt1a
Product: synaptotagmin Ia
Exons: 13
Coding region: 515-1774 (419 amino acids)
Biological process (GO): calcium ion-regulated exocytosis of neurotransmitter; synaptic vesicle endocytosis
Cellular component (GO): synaptic vesicle membrane; exocytic vesicle; plasma membrane
Molecular function (GO): SNARE binding; clathrin binding; calcium-dependent phospholipid binding
Source: RefSeq, a predicted model, not a curated record